This is a messenger RNA of Antechinus flavipes (yellow-footed antechinus), 5796 nucleotides long. It is a transcript of the gene ELP1, whose product is annotated as elongator acetyltransferase complex subunit 1. Gene Ontology annotation, cellular component: cytosol; elongator holoenzyme complex. Lineage: Eukaryota; Metazoa; Chordata; Mammalia; Dasyuromorphia; Dasyuridae. The coding region runs from base 393 to 4397 and encodes 1334 amino acids. Gene Ontology annotation, biological process: tRNA wobble base 5-methoxycarbonylmethyl-2-thiouridinylation. Gene Ontology annotation, molecular function: tRNA binding; protein binding. The record is from RefSeq and is a predicted model, not a curated record. The transcript is spliced from 38 exons.
CUUCCCCGUGGCCACGCUAGACUCGGGCUGGCGCACCGAUCUCGGUCUUCACCACCACCCUAACUCUCUACACGGCUCUAACCGCGGCUUCUCGCGGCCAGGUCCGGGUGGCCCAAGAAACAGCGUAGACCUGGUGCGUAUGCUUGUUAGCCGGAAACCAAGAGACUGAAAAAUCCUAGGAAGCGCGCGCGCGCGCGCGAAGUGAGGGUGCCGCAAGCUCCGGCGCCUGCGUAUUAAGGUUCGAGGCCGACGAAGCUCGGUGAAGCCCGUGGCUCGUCUGGAUUCGCAGCGGAGAGCGUGCGCAGGGAAGAAAGGCUUGCGCGUGGCUAGGGUUAGGCCACCAACCUUGCCGGACUCCCCGUAGAGAGGGCAGCAGCAGUUCUUUAUUCACCAUGCGCAACUUAAAGUUACUUCGGACCUUGGAAUUCAAGGACAUUAAGCUUCUUGGGAAACCCCAGUGCUUUUCCCUCCGGACUGAACAGGGGACACUGCUUAUUGGCUCAGGAUAUGGACUUAUAGAAGUGGAUCCUGUUGCAAGAGAAGUAACCUGUGAGAUCCCCUUGAUGUCGGAAGGUUUUCUUCCAGAAGACGGCAGUGGCUGCAUUGUGGGUGUCCAGGACCUGCUAGAUCAGGAGUCGGUGUGUGUGGCCACAGCUGCAGGAGAUGUUCUUCUCUGUAAUCUCAGCACUAGCCAGCUGGAGUGUGUUGGGAAUGUUGCCAGUGGUUUGUCUGUUAUGAGUUGGAGUCCAGACCAGGAACUUGUUCUUCUUGUUACAGGCCAGCAGACCUUAAUUUUGAUGACCAAAGACUUUGAACCUAUCAUGGAGAAGCAAAUCCAUCAAGAUGAUUUUGGAGAAAGCAAAUUUAUCACUGUUGGAUGGGGUAAAAAGGAGACUCAGUUCCACGGAUCAGAAGGCAAACAAGCUGCAUAUCUCAAGCAAAUGAAUGAGCAGCCUGCUUUGCCUUGGGAUGAUCAUAGACCUCAAGUUACCUGGAGAGGGGAUGGACAGUUUUUUGCUGUGAGUGCUAUUUGCCCGGAGACAGGAGCUCGGAAAAUCAGAGUUUGGAACAGAGAGCUUGUUUUACAGUCAACCAGCGAGCCAGUUGCAGGACUAGGGCGAGCACUGGCAUGGAAGCCUUCUGGUAGUUUGAUUGCAUCUACACAGAAUAAACCUAACCAGCAUGAUGUUGUGUUUUUUGAAAAAAAUGGACUUCUUCAUGGAGAUUUUAUACUUCCUUUCCAGAAAGAUCAGGUAAAGGUAAAUGAACUACUUUGGAAUUCAGAUUCUACAGUUCUUGCCCUUUGGCUUGAAGACAUUAAUUGUGAAAAGAAAACAGAGUCAACAUCCUAUGUUCAGCUGUGGACAGUUGGAAACUAUCACUGGUACCUUAAACAAAAUCUGCAUUUUAAUAAUUGCAAAAAGAGCAAGAUUGCUACCCUGACGUGGGACCCAGUGAUUCCAUACAGAUUACAUAUACUUUGUCAAGGAUGGCAUUACCUUUGCUAUGAUUGGCAUUGGAAUACUGAUCGGAGUUCAGGAGAGAAUGCACGUGACCUAGCAAAUGUGGCUGUCAUUGAUGGAAACAAGGUAUUGGUGACAGCUUUUCAACAUUCUGUGGUGCCUCCACCUCUCUGUACCUAUGAGUUGCAUCUUCAGCAUCCUGUGAACCAAGUUGUGUUCUGUGCACAUCCUAAAAAAAGCAAUAACCUUGCUAUUCUUGAUGCCAGUAAUCACAUUUCUGUCUAUAAAUCUGAUGGUACUACAAAUUCAGACCCCACAGUGAAAAUAGGAGCUGUCGGAGGAAAUGGAUUUAAGGUUUCUUUUACAACACCCCACCUGGAAAAAAUAUACAAAAUUCAGUUUGAAAAUAGAGAAGAUCAGGAAGUAAAUCCCCUGAACUUGUGCCUUCUCACUUGGAUCCAAAAAGCUAUUUUCUUGGCUGUCAGUCAUUGUCAAACUAGUCCAAGCUCUGUUGUUCACCAUUUGACUGUGGCCCCUUCUGAGACAGAGAACAAAAGUGGAUGUCUAAAUAUCAGCUCAUCAGUGACUGUGGAUGGAGUUGUGAUCAGCCUGUGUUAUAAUCCCCAAACUAAGUCAGUAGCACUUCAAUUAGCUGAUGGACAGAUUCUCAAAUAUCUUUGGGAAGCUCCAACUCCUGCUGUUGAAACAUGGAAGGAUCGUAGUGGUUUUGCUGUCCAGUUUCCCUAUCCGUGCACACAGACUACACUGGCUGUGAUAGGUGGUGAAGAAUGCAUCCUAGGACUGACCGACAGGUGUCGCUUUUUCAUUAAUGAUAUUGAGGUUGCAUCAAAUAUCAUGUCAUUUGCAAUAUAUGACGAAUUUUUGCUGCUGACAACCCACUCUCAUACCUGCCAGUGUCUCUACUUAAGAGAUACUUCUUUUAAAGCUUUCCAAGCAGGUUUGACUAACAGUACUGCCUCUAAUGAGGAAACUCUACGGAAAGUGGAAAGAGGCUCCCGCAUUGUCACUGUUGUGCCACAGGAUACAAAGCUCGUACUACAGAUGCCGAGAGGAAACUUAGAAGUUGUCUAUCAUCGAGCUCUGGUUUUAGCUCAAAUUCGGAAGUGGUUAGACAGACUUAUGUUUAAAGAAGCAUUCGAAUGUAUGAGAAAACUGAGAAUUAAUCUAAAUUUAAUUCAUGACCAUAACCCACAGGCAUUUCUUGAAAAUGUGGAAACCUUUGUAAAGCAGAUUGAUUCUGUAAAUCAUAUCAACCUGUUUUUCACAGAAUUGAAGGAAGAAGACAUUACAAAGACUAUGUAUCCUUCUCCAGUUGCCAAAAGUAUCCAAAUGACCAGAGGUCCUGAUGGUAAAAAAGUAGACCUUAUCUGUGAUGCCAUGAGAGUAGCCAUGCAGAACAUAAAUCCUCACAAGUACUGCCUAUGUAUACUGACUUCUCACAUAAAAAAGACUAAACCAGAACUGGAAAUUGUCCUGCAGAAGGUCCAUGAGCUUCAAGGAAAUACUCCAUCUUCUCCUGAUGCUGUGAGUGCAGAGGAAGCCUUAAAAUACUUAUUGCUUUUGGUGGAUGUCAAUGAAUUAUAUGACCAUUCUUUAGGGACGUAUGAUUUUGACUUGGUGCUUAUGGUAGCUCAGAAGUCACAGAAGGAUCCCAAAGAAUAUCUUCCAUUUCUAAACACACUUAAAAAGAUGGAAACCAAUUAUCAACGGUACACAAUAGAUAAGCAUUUGAAACGGUAUGAAAAAGCCAUUGGCCAUCUCAGCAAAUGUGGACCUGAGUAUUUUCCAGAAUGUUUAAACCUGAUAAAGGACAAAAACUUAUAUAAUGAAGCUCUGAAAUUGUAUCCAUCGAGUUCUCAACAAUACAAGGAUAUCAGUAGUGUGUAUGGGGAACACCUGAAGCAAAAGAAUCUUUUUGAACAAGCAGGACUGGUAUUUGCCCGCUCUGGUGCUUAUGAGAAAGCUUUGGAUGCUUUUGUGACCAGUGGCAGCUGGCAGCAAGCCUUCUGUAUGGCAGCUCAACUAAACUAUACCAAUGACCAAUUGGCUAGUCUGGGUAGAACUCUGUCAGGAAAAUUAGCAGAGCAGAAGAAACUCAGUGAUGCAGCCCAAGUUUUAGAGCAGUAUGCCCAGGAUUAUGAAGAAGCUAUACUGUUGCUAUUAGAAGGAGCUGCUUGGGAAGAAGCACUAAGAUUGGUUCACAAAUACAACCGACUUGACAUCAUAGAGACUAAUAUUAAACCUUCCAUUUUAGAAGCCCAAAAAAACUACAUGGUACUUAUGGAUUCUCAGACAGCCAUUUUCACUCGCCAUAGAAAGCGUUUCCUGGUUGUUCGAGAACUAAAGGAACAAGCACAACAAGGGAAUCUGGAUGAUGAUAUGCCAAAUGGCCAGGAGUCAGACCUCUUCUCUGAAACUAGCAGUAUCAUGAGUGGUAGUGACAUGAGUGGCAGAUAUUCUCAUAGUAACUCCAGGAUAUCUGCGAGGUCCUCCAAGAAUCGCCGAAAAGCAGAAAGAAAGAAGCACAGCCUGAAAGAGGGGAGUCCCCUUGAAGACCUAGCCCUUUUGGAAGCCCUGAGUGAAGUGGUAAACAGCAUUGAAAAAUUGAAAGAUGACAUUUACCAGCUUUUAAAAGUACUCUUUCUCUUUGAGUAUGAUGAACAAGCAAGAGAGUUACAGAAAAUGUUUGAGAAUACUCUGCAUCUGAUGGAAAGUUCAAUCCCAGAAAUUUGGACACCUUCCCGCCAGCAGAAUCUAACUAUUCCUGUUCUAGGUCCCAAUUCAACUGCAAACAGCAUCAUGGCUUCCUAUCGACAGCAAAAGGCUUCAGCUCCUGUAUUCCAGGAUGCAGAACUUUUUAUACCUCCAAAGAUCAAUAAAACUAUCCAGUGGAAACUGAACCUUCUAGAAUAAUAUUGCUGCUAUUUGGAAGUGCUUUAAGGAAAAAUGCUGAGACUACAUCAUUUGAAGAAUGACUCAACAAACUCUGGUUUAUGAUGUAAUGGAAUAUUAUGCUGUGUAGAAGACAGAGAACUCUGGGGGAAAGGUGAAAUAACUUGCUAAAUCUGGAAAAAUGUAUAUGCACAAUGAUUUCAACAGUGUACAUGGAAAGGAUUUUUUAGAAAAUCUAUUAUGAUGAAUAAACUUGUACCUGCAAAAGAGAUGUGAAAAUAUAUACCCCAUCUCCACCUCACCCCUCUUUGCAGAGAAUAUCCAUAGGUGUGAAACCCUGCAUGUACUUGGGGGUUAGAGAUAUUUUGAGAAAUUAAAGUGAUAUGAAAAUAAAAGAUCUCAAUAAAAAAUGUUUUAAGUUGAAUCAAAAAAUACACACAUACACACACAACACAAAUAAUCCAACUCUUUUCUAAAAAAAUACAUUAAUAGUACCUAUGUGAAUUCUUGAACUAUCUGCUAUUUUCAUCUAUUAAAUAGUUAGAGGACUAAUGCUUAAGUAUCAGAAAUGAGGUUGAAUUUGUGUUUUGCUAAGCUGUCGACCUUUAUUACAUGAUAAACAUUGAGUAUCUAAAAAAAGUCUUUGUUAUGAAAUAUUAAAAGUAGGAAAGAUUUUUGUAGAUUUGUAUAUAAAUCAUAUGUGUAAAUAUGUAGUUUAACUAUUUAGUUCCCCCUGUUAUUGACCACUAUAGUAGUUCAUAAUAAGUCCAUAGUUCAAUAAUUUUUCUAUCAUGUUACAAAUAUGAUAUCUCUGCUCAGUGGCAAGCUCAGGGAAGCAGGAAGAAACAAUUCAGUUUUGGGAAGUCACAAAUAUUAAUAAGAAAUGUAGAAUCUUAAAGCCAAACCCAGAAAGAGCUUCAGGGACCAUGGGGGUCCUUUACAAAUGAGGAAACUGAAACGAAGGAAAUAUUAACUUAUCAAAGGCAGGUUUUGAAAUUAAUUGUUCUGAUCCCAAAGCCAAUAAUUUCCCCUCUAUAUCCCUCUGCCUCUACUCCAUUUACAACUCUACACUCUAAGGUUUAUAAAGCACUUUCCUCACGAUUAAAUGAGAAUAAACAGGAAAAGCAGAAUUCUAUAAGUUAGUGGGUGCUCAGUCUGCAAACACCAGUCUUUAAAAUAAUGGGAAGCAAAUAGCUAAAGCUCUUGCUAUCUACUUUCCCAGCAGAGUCUAACAAGCUGAAGAUUUAUAAUGGCAAGGAGUGAUGGUACUGAGAAUAGAUCUCAAUCAUUCUUCACUCUUUCCUUUGUUCCCACAUUGGGUCACUGUGGCCUUGCAUGAGAAACAUGAAAAGGAAAUUGUCAGUAUCUUGUCAAUUCUCAAAGCUUGUUUUAAAACACAAUUAAAAAAAAAAAAACCUUU